GAGCUACUGCUGCCAACAACAUCAGGUUCUCUUUCAGUGGAUCACACACCUGGAUCCACUCCGGCCACCUGCAGAACAAAGACUGAACUAAACACAGGAACAACAGAGACUGGUGAUAACUGUGAAUCCCAGUAGGCCCAGUAUGAACCCAUCUUCAUGAUCAGCUCCUAGGAAGGAGGCGUUGUCUCUGAAAGCAGCCAAAGACUUGAACUGUGACGUUCAGGAAGUAGCAGAUAAAAAAGCUUAAAGUAGGAAAUGUUCAGAGUUUGGAGCCACAUCCUGAUCACAUCAAGAGACGAAGCUUCACUCCACAUCCAGAGGAAACAUGGACCAAACAGCUCUGAUGCUGCUUCUGUGUCUCUGCAGCUCAGCGCUGUCUGAUGAACUCAGAGUGGUAGCAGGAAGGAGACGCUGUGGUGGCAGACUGGAGAAGAAGAAUCGAGGAGACUGGAAACCAGUGGAUAAUUGGAACUGGAACUUUACAUCAGCAGCUGGAGCUUGCAGACAGCUCCACUGUGGAUCUGUGGUGUCGUCACGAAGAGAUGAGGACAACAAUGUAGAGAUCAUCUGUUCAGACUCAGUCAGGCUGGUUCAAGGGACCAACCGGUGCUCAGGCAGACUGGAGGUGAAGACCGACCAGUCGUGGUCCUCAGUGUGUGAAAAAGACUUUGACCUGCAGGAUGCAGAGGUGGUCUGCAGGGAGAUUAGCUGUGGGUCUCCUUCAGUCCACCAGGGGGCGCUCUAUGGAGAAGCAGAGGCUCCAGUGGGGAGCAGAGAGUUCCUGUGUGAAGGC
Molecule: messenger RNA, 793 nt
Organism: Xiphophorus maculatus (southern platyfish)
Lineage: Eukaryota; Metazoa; Chordata; Actinopteri; Cyprinodontiformes; Poeciliidae
Product: scavenger receptor cysteine-rich type 1 protein M130-like
Exons: 3
Cellular component (GO): membrane
Source: RefSeq, a predicted model, not a curated record